ACCAACCAGCAUGCCCUUCGCCCCUCCCCAUUGUCGUCUUUUGAUGAUGCAGUAGAGGAGCGACAGACACACGCAUGCUAAAAGUGUUUUUGCAAUAUGGCAACAGUGCAAGUUAGUGAGGCUGAAAAAGUGUACAUCUUACACGGUGUAAGGGAUGACUUAAGGGUGGAUGGAAGAGGCUGUGAGGACUACAGACACAUGGAAAUAGAGACUGAUGUGGUCUCCAACACAGACGGAUCAGCCAAAGUCACGCUGGGGCACACGGCAGUUCUGGUGGGGAUUAAGGCUGAGAUUGGAAAACCGAGGCCGAUGGUGCCAAACGAAGGCUAUUUGGAGUUCUUUGUUGAUUGUUCGGCCAAUGCAACCCCUGAGUUUGAGGGCAGAGGGGGUGAGGAGCUGGGGACAGAGCUGAGUAACACCCUCUACAAAGUCUUCAACAACAAGCACAGUGUGGAGCUGAAGGAUCUCUGCAUAUGUGUUGGAGAACACUGCUGGGUGCUCUAUGUGGAUGUUCUGCUCUUGCAGUGUGAUGGAAACUUGUACGAUGCCAUCUCAAUAGCUAUCAAGGCGGCUCUCUUCAACACAAAAAUUCCCAAAGUGCACAUAUCAUCUGACGAUGAAGGAGGGAGAGAAAUCGAGCUGUCCGACGACCCCUACGACUGUAUGAGACUUAAUGUGGAAAACGUUCCCUGUAUAGUUACCUUGUGCAAGGUGGGCCACAGACAUGUGGUGGAUGCAACUCUGCAGGAGAAGGCCUGCUCUGUGGCGAGCCUCAUCAUCUCCGUCACGCACAAGGGCACCGUCACCUGUAUGAGGAAGGUGGGCGGAGGCAGCCUGGAUCCAGAGAGCAUUUUUGAAAUGAUAGAGGCGGGUAAACGAGUCGGGAAAGCCCUCCACGCUCCUCUUAUGAAUCUGCUGCAGCAGGAAGAGAGUCUGGGGAAGAAGAGACAGAAAGUUGGCUUUCUGGGCUAAAAAUCAGCUCCUGUUUCUAAGUUUGUAUUUCCGUGUAUACAUAAUUUUCUAAUAAAAAGUUUAAUUUGUA
Messenger RNA from Archocentrus centrarchus (flier cichlid), 1042 nucleotides. It is a transcript of the gene exosc7, whose product is annotated as exosome component 7. Gene Ontology annotation, cellular component: cytoplasmic exosome (RNase complex); nuclear exosome (RNase complex). NCBI's taxonomy places the organism in Eukaryota, Metazoa, Chordata, Actinopteri, Cichliformes, Cichlidae. Gene Ontology annotation, molecular function: mRNA 3'-UTR AU-rich region binding. Gene Ontology annotation, biological process: nuclear-transcribed mRNA catabolic process, deadenylation-dependent decay; nuclear polyadenylation-dependent rRNA catabolic process; rRNA catabolic process. The record is from RefSeq and is a predicted model, not a curated record. The coding region runs from base 97 to 972 and encodes 291 amino acids. The transcript is spliced from 8 exons.